AUGACUAAUCCGGUCGCAAUAGCCGGAGCACAGGGCUGGGCGGAGAAAACACGUGCAAGCGGCGCCCGUGGGAGGAAAUGUCUUUCCAGAGUCAACCGUCCAGCGGGCUAUGCUGCAACACCAAUGGGUCAAAAGAAAGUCAAGAGACUCCAGAUGGAUGUUAAGCGGUCCGGAAAGAGGGUUGGCUGGGCGUGGCAAAUGCAAAAUGAAAAAAAGAGUGAUGAUAAGUGGAUAAAAUAG
Molecule: messenger RNA, 240 nt
Organism: Paracoccidioides lutzii Pb01
Exons: 1
Coding region: 1-240 (79 amino acids)
Source: RefSeq, a predicted model, not a curated record